CCACGACUUUCAGCAGCAACAGCAUUCUCACUGCCGUGAUUGUAAUUCUCUGCUCAAAGGGCUCUUUUGUCGGGCGAGGCUUUGCCUGAUGGAUCCACCGCCCCCCGCCGCGCAGCUUCUCAAUCCGAAGGCCUUCAAGAAGGCAACCGAAGAUGAAGCCCAGUCCCAGUGGUCAGGAAGCGCAAAUGGAGCCUUUGCGCCACAGGCCUACAAUCCACAGAUGCUGCUCAACCCAAGAGCUGCCCAGAGGCUGCCUGUAAGAGAACAGGCCCCAGGAAAUAGGAACUCACCCGCAAGUGGUAUGAGUUCUUUCAUUGAACGCAUGCACAAUGUCGAAGAUCGCUCCGCACACCCAUCAAAACGCGUGAAGCGAGAACACGACGGUCCGAAGACGUCUCUAUCGGCCGGACACAGUUCCGGGGGAGUGCUUGACUUGCAAGGAAGCCGAACUCCAGAAGACAAGCCACCGGCGCGAGGACUGCCUGCAGUUGUGGACUUGACCCUUGGUAUGUCGCCUACUUUCCAAUGGCUUAUCCUCAAUCUUAGUCGCAUAGCUAACAACUCCUCAGACGACGAUGAAGAUGACGAGGUAGUCUUCGUCAAAGAUCUUGGCGAUGAGAUUGUCUGUGUUGGCAAAAUAAAGCUCGCAUAUGUCCAAGCAUCGCAAGUCCCCAAGCAAAAAGUCGGAGGCUACCAAGGAUCUUCGAACUGGCAGCCGCGCUUGAAGAUAUCUCUCCGACGACGAGCCGGCCAGAAUAAUACCGCCAUCGGAGCGAUAGAUCCAUCCGGUAUGCAAUAUGGCUGGAUCGAUAGAAAGACUGCCGCUGGACUCGCGCCACUGAUGGACAGUGAGCCGACAAGCAAAUUGAAGUGGAUUGCCGUGACAGAAGCUGUCAAACGAAAAGAACCUCCCGGUGCCGUCAUCUCUGGACUUCUGCCAAUCAUUAUCCAACUUUACUGCCCAAGGAAGAAUGCAGGUCACGUGGGAAGAUUUCUUAGAGGCCACAACAUCGUUCUCGACGCCCCGAGUCACGAACCCCACAAGUUCCCCUACGUCAAUCCGCAACAAAUGAAGGUUCCCCUGGUCAGCAGCUCGGUUGCGUACCAGCCUUCUGGCUUGGGCCAACCUGCACAGCAACCCAACAACUACAUCAACCGCAGCGUCGAGGAAGUGCGGAACGACGUACAAAAAAUGUUCAACAGCAUUACAAAGACGGAAGAUAUACCUCUCAAAGAACAAGACCCAGCGAUCCUUACUCCACUGUUGGGUCACCAGAAACAGGCUCUCUAUUUUAUGAGCGAGAGGGAACGUGCUCACACUGGAGAUGACGACGAAGACCAAAAAGACGCGAUGUAUGAGCUGAAAUACCGGGACAAUGGUCGCAAAUAUUACUUUAAUGUUAUCACCGGACAAGAGACUCAGGCCAAGCCAGAUCGAGUUCUAGGUGGCAUACUCGCUGAUGAGAUGGGCCUAGGCAAGACUCUGAGCAUUUUGUCCUUGAUAGCGCAGUCAGAUAGCCGCCAAGCAGCCGACUUAUUCGCCAGACAGGCCGUUGACAGGCAGAACGAGCAACAGACCCUGGUCAGAAACUGCAAAGCAACCUUGCUCGUGUGUCCAGUCAGCACGAUAGCCAACUGGGAGGACCAAAUCAAUACCCACGUUGCAAAGAAGAUUCUCAGGACGUACAUCUACCAUGGCUCUGGCAGGACCCAGGACAUCGAUGACCUCGCCAAGUACGAUCUGGUGCUCACGACCUACAGUACAAUUGCUGCGGAGUAUAUGCGCGGGAAGGCCCUUGAAAAGAUCAACUGGUUCCGCAUUGUUCUUGAUGAAGCGCAUAGCAUUCGUACUCAAACUACUCGGCAAUCUAUCGCAAUCUGUGGACUGUCAGCUGCGCGUCGCUGGGCAGUGACCGGCACACCGGUGCAAAAUCGACUUGAUGAUUUGGGUGCUCUGCUCAAGUUUCUUCGCAUCAAGCCGUUCGAUCACAAACAUGGCUUCACUCAAUGGAUCUUGAACCCUUUCAAGAAUGCAGACCCAGAUGUGCUACCGAAGCUUCGCCUCCUGGUCGACAACAUCACUUUACGUCGCCUCAAGGAAGGACUCGUAGAUCUGCCCCCUCGGCACGAUCAUAUCGUCAAGCUGCAAUUCUCGUCAGACGAGCGGACGUUGCAUGACUGGUUCGAAAAGGAUUCUGCUCGCCAAGUGAACGCGGUCACGACUAUGCGCGCCGAACAGAAGGGAUUAGGAGGUUCUGCAUACGCUCGAAUUCUUCUCGCAAUCCUCAACCUUCGUCUGAUUUGUGCGCAUGGACAAGAGCUUUUGAGCGACGAAGCUAUGAAAUCCUUGGAAGGGAUCAGCUAUGAAAACUCUAUCGAUCUAAGAGACGACGAUGAGGAAACAGAAAAACCCUCACUCUCAGCUAAACAGGCCUACGAUUUCAUGCACCUUUUGCAAGAAAGUGACAGCGUUAAUUGUCAGAUCUGCGAUUGCAAGCUGAACGAGCCGGACGAGGAGGAUAGAAAUGGAAAUGCGAAGAACACGCUCGGCUUCAUGAAUCCUUGCUACCACGUCAUCUGCACUAGCUGUGUAGGCGCGUUCCGCCAGAAGCUCGAGUCGAUCGCUACAUCAGAUGGCUUCUGCCAAUGUCCCUUGUGCGAGCAAUAUGUUCGCAUAGGGCUGUUCGAACUGAAGCAGAAAGAUUGGGACGAGCACGAGGAAGCCCUAGAACGCGUGAAAGAGAACCCUAGGCUGGCGAAGAAGAUGGGCAGAUAUAUCGGACCGCACACGAAGACGAAAGCGCUGCUAGAGGAGCUGAAGAAGGACCAAGAAUGGAGCGAGGCUCACCCCAACGAGGCGCCAGUUAAGAGCGUCAUCUUCUCCUCCUGGACGACCCAUCUAGACCUCAUCCAAAUCGCCCUCGAAAAUCACGGCUUCCGCUACACCCGCCUCGACGGCCGUAUGAACCGCCCGGCCCGCGGCGCCGCCCUUAAAGCCUUCGCCACAGACCCCGAAGUCCCCAUCAUGCUCGUCUCCAUCGCCGCCGGCGGGCUCGGACUGAACCUGACCACUGCAAACAAGGUCUACGUGAUGGAGCCGCAAUUCAAUCCCGCCUCCGAAGCGCAGGCUGUCGACCGUGUCCACCGUCUCGGCCAAAAGCGCGAGGUCUUCAUCACGCGCUAUAUCAUGGACAACUCGUUCGAGGAGAAGAUGCUAGAGCUGCAGCGGAAGAAGCGGGAUCUGGCUGAUCUGAGUAUGGGUAGGGAGAAGAUCACAAAGGCGGAAGCUGCGCGGAGGAGGUUGGAGGACUUGCGGAGCUUGUUCCGUUGAUGAGAGAUGCACGUAUGCUGGCUUCACGACCUUUCUUUUCACGACAUCGGAGCACGCUAUAGAAGCGCCGCUGGUGAGCAGGUAGGGAGGCAG
Messenger RNA from Mytilinidion resinicola, 3424 nucleotides. RefSeq lists its product as uncharacterized. Gene Ontology annotation, molecular function: ATP binding; ATP-dependent chromatin remodeler activity. The transcript has 3 exons. The record is from RefSeq and is a predicted model, not a curated record. Lineage: Eukaryota; Fungi; Ascomycota; Dothideomycetes; Mytilinidiales; Mytilinidiaceae. The coding region runs from base 89 to 3331 and encodes 1080 amino acids.